AAGGAGAUGGGCCAAUGGUAUUGUUGCCAUAGCGAAAUCCAAUCAUCAUAUCCUGAAACCGUUAAAAACAUCUUUCAUCAAGCCAUGAAUGAGAUUGAAACGAGGACAAAGGUCAACGGAAAGACAUGUAUUCACUUUAAACCUCAUGCAGGCGAAAAAGGUUUCGUCAAAUUUGUAACAGGAACCGGGUGCCACACACCAGUUGGUUAUAUUGGACGCAGUCAAGUGUUACUAUUGGACAUGGAUGUGAACGCAAAAGGAAAAAAUUAA
Molecule: messenger RNA, 270 nt
Organism: Ruditapes philippinarum (Manila clam)
Lineage: Eukaryota; Metazoa; Mollusca; Bivalvia; Venerida; Veneridae
Product: low choriolytic enzyme-like
Exons: 3
Coding region: 7-270 (87 amino acids)
Biological process (GO): proteolysis
Molecular function (GO): metalloendopeptidase activity
Source: RefSeq, a predicted model, not a curated record